Molecule: messenger RNA, 3263 nt
Organism: Ruditapes philippinarum (Manila clam)
Lineage: Eukaryota; Metazoa; Mollusca; Bivalvia; Venerida; Veneridae
Exons: 7
Coding region: 322-1284 (320 amino acids)
Source: RefSeq, a predicted model, not a curated record
AUCCAAAGCGAGUCAGACGGCAAUUGACGCAGGAACUAGUAACUUCUAAUUCGCUUCAUUCUUCAGAUGUUAAAUAGUGUUAGUGACUGUAAUGUCUAUACGUAGAAUAUAUACGGCAUACUUAUAGACACAUUUGAGAAUAUUAACUUUUGAUGAAAAAAAAAUUACGUGAAAGCUAUUACAAUUUAAAAGCUGUCAAUACGAUAGAUCUCGGUGAUUUUAGUUGUACAUUCCAUAUUUUUUUUAGAUAACUUUUACUACGAUCAACAUAAUUAUUCACUUCAGCAGACGUGAAGUUAAGUUUACAGACGACAAAACAAAAUGCAGUUUUAUGACUAUAUCAUAGUUUUUGCUUUAUUCUGUGAGUUUAUUUUUUGUCAAGACAAUCAAACGUUGUCGUCUGCGACAAGGCCAGUCCAGACAACCGCUAAUUCUACAUCGACAGAAACAACUUUAGUGCACAGUCCGACGGAGUCCGUGGAAGAUAAUUCAGAUUCAGACGAGGUUGACACUAAUCGUGAUGAAAGACUUCAAAGGUCAAGGGCUGCGCGCAUGUAUUUCCUCCGACAGCACGUGCUAGACUCGCUAGGAUGGACAAGCCCACCGGAUAUAGACCCUGAAACGAAGAGACGCUUGCUUCUUGGUAUGCAAACGCCUGUUUACGUAACCAGGCAGAAGCACUGCUACUUUCCGGCAUGUGAUUUACCAAUGAUCGAUCUACCAGAUUACAUGAAUCGAUCGAUUUGGUUUGACACCAGUUCAAGAAACAUUCGAUACUUUUUUGCAAUACCCAGUAAUCCUGAUCCAAAUCUAGAUAUAACAUCAGCUGUUGUCAGACUCCAUUUAAAACGAAGAGAAGAUUGCCCCUGUGCAUACGACAGUGAUCACAGUACAUCUAGACUGCAUAUAAAGAUUUACCAGUACAGAAAACCUAUCCGAUCUCACGCUAGAUUGCGCCACAGCAACAUGCGUUUAAUUGAUGCUAAGAUGGUCACCUGGGAUAGCGCGCGCUGGGUAUCUCUGCACGUGACUGAAGCCGUAAAACGAAUUGUGACCAGGGGAAGGAGAAAUGGCGGAUUUGAAGUACAUGUAAGGGACAUGGAAGAAAAUAUUCUUGAUGCUAAAACAGUCAUAGACCCUACAGUGUGUACAACUGUAACUGAGUACGAGUGCACUCAAGAGGAGGCUGUCUACAAUGAAGAUAACAGUGAGCCUGAUGACCCGAAUUUCUCCCCUGUACUAGAAAUAAGCUCGACCACAACAACACGGCUUGACAUAUCGUGAAGUGCGAAUCGAAGGAAGAGAAAUAAAGGAAAAUGAAAAUGAUUUAUUUUACAUUGCAAAACGUAUUAACACUAUACUAGUGCUUAAAACUGAUUAAAUUAUUCAUAGUAUCUACAUGAAAGCCGGUGAAAUUAUUAUUAAAGUGUCAGUGGAAAUGAUCUUGUCAGCGAGGCGGCAAGGAAAACUGUUUUAUAAUUAUACUGCAUUUUUGAAUGUAUUACUAAGAUCUCUUUUGAUUGGUGGAGCUAAAGUAUGCGUCAACAUGUGCACGUUACACUUUCCCAAACAACUUUUGUCGCUCGUUCUCUCGUUGUUGUAUGUUUUCUUUAAUCAAAGCCCUCAGUCACUCAUCAACAGAAUCAAGUUGGUUGAGAUCUGCUUUCGAUCUUAUAGAGACACUUGUUGCAAAUUUUAAACACUUGUGGUUAAUUUAAGAUAUACAAUUAUUCAAAAGAUUGUUAUUAUCAGAUGAGAGAAAUGACAUCGAAAGUGUCGGGCGCGCCUGCUGGCGACGUAAAAUGUCAGCUCUGUUGUAAAGCAUUGUCAAAUAUUUGAGCGCAAGCUUAUAUAAGAUGCCCAUUGUUCAUUCACUACCUCAUUUAAAGUUUUGAUUAUUCCAAGGAACUUGUCUUAUUAGUGUUCUGUACAUUUUUAAAAAGUCGUUGCAUGAUAUAUAUGUGGUCAUCUGUUUGUAUUCUUGUAUUAUAUCAUGUCAUACGUUGUAUAUAUAUUGCCUACAAAAACACUAUUUCAUUUUGGAAGUAAUUUGUUUUUGAGCAGUCAUUUGUAUCUGUAAUGAAAGUAACAAACUUUAGUAAAAUGAGCAAGUACAUGAUAAUUAUCUUUGUUUAGUCUCAUAGAAACAUUUUUAUUUAGUUAAUAUACAGCACAAAGAUAAUAAAAAGAUACUCUGUAACAUGUACACUUUUUUUUUUCUUUUCCGCGACUAGUACAUUAUUGCUUCAAAUUUUAAAGUUAUUGUUCUUUCAUAAACAAGCGCUGCUCAUGGCGUAACAAUAUUUGUCACAAACAUUUUGCUCGUCGUCGAUCUUUCAUUAUCUAAACAUGCUAUGUCUAGGUCCAUUAAUUGUCAAUUAAGUAUAUCGUGGAUGACUAUUUACAUGUAUAAAAAGUUUUUGGAUGUCAAAUUACACGCCUUUUCGAAAUGAAUCAUAUUUUCUUUGAAAUUAUUUAAGACGACUAAAUCAUUUACAGAGGUCUGUCCGCAUGUUAAAUUCAUGCCAUUGUUGUUAUGUUUUUGUUGUCUUGUAGUAACAUUCAUCGCAGUCAUUAUAUAAGCGCUGAAGAAGCCGGUGCAACGUACACUUUUCAUUGUCUGCUAUUUUAACUUCUAAAACGUUGUAUAGAAAACUCAUGACGAAUUUUCAGUUGUUAAAACUUUUUUUUUUUUCAGUGUUUAUGUGCUUUUUUCAGUCACAAAAAGUUGUCUUUGCAUCAAUUGCAAUUAUGCCUUAACUUUAAACGACAAUUGUGCUUUAACAUUGAUCGACAAUAGUGCUUUACUUUGAUCACCAAUUGUGCUUUACCUUUGAUAACUUUGAUUUACAAUUGUGCUUUAACUUUGAUCGCCAAUUAUGCCAUAACUUUGAUCGACAAUUAUGCCUUAAAUUUGAUCGACAAUUGUGCUUUAACUCUGAUCGCCAAUUAUGCCUUAACUUUGAUCGACAAUUGUGUUUUAACUUUGAUCGCCAAUUAUGCCUUAACUUUGAUCGACAAUUGUGUUUUAACUUUGAUCGACAAUUAUGCCUUAACUUUGAUCGACAAAUGUGCCUCUUUAAGUAAAAAAUAGACGGUAAUAUACUCACAUGACCUACUUUUAUCAAUACUGUCAUCAUUUGUACAUGUAAUAUGUUAAUUUAUUUUGAUUACAAUGUAUUUUUCUUUGUUGUUUUUGCUUCUUUUUUAUGAAAAUAAAGUGUUGUGGCAGAAUAAAUCGUUGUUUUUUUCCCUUUAUAAUA